Messenger RNA from Lachnellula hyalina, 2769 nucleotides. It is a transcript of the gene otaA, whose product is annotated as Ornithine aminotransferase. Gene Ontology annotation, cellular component: cytoplasm. Bases 1 to 2769 code for a protein of 922 amino acids. Gene Ontology annotation, molecular function: pyridoxal phosphate binding; L-ornithine transaminase activity; identical protein binding. Lineage: Eukaryota; Fungi; Ascomycota; Leotiomycetes; Helotiales; Lachnaceae. The transcript is spliced from 4 exons. The record is from RefSeq and is a predicted model, not a curated record.
AUGGCUCCCCACACAAAUGGAACCGUUGAUACCAAUAACAGCAUCCUCAAACCCACCGCCCCAACAUUUCAACCCGUCGCCGCACUCGCAGACUCCAAGUACCACUCAACCUCCACAGCCUCAGCAAUUGAAACCGAGAACAAGUACGCAGCCCACAACUACCACCCCCUACCUAUAGUGUUCGCGCGCGCCCAAGGCUCCAGCGUCUGGGACCCAGAAGGGAACCACUACAUCGAUUGCCUUUCAGCAUAUAGCGCUGUCAACCAAGGCCACUGCCACCCGGAACUUGUCAAGGCAUUGUGCGAGCAGGCAAGCCGGCUCACGCUCUCCUCGCGCGCCUUUCACAAUGAUGUAUUCCCAAAAUGGGCCGAGAAGGUCAAGCAGGUAUUUGGCUAUGACAUGGUGCUGCCGAUGAAUACUGGUGCAGAGGCCGUCGAGACGGCCAUUAAGAUCGCGAGAAAGUGGGCGUACAAGGUGAAGGGUGUGGAGCAGGGGAAGGCGUUGGUAUUUUCUGUUACGGAGAACUUUCAUGGACGGACGAUGACAGCAAUCUCCAUGUCUACGGAUCCCGAGUCCCGCGACAAUUACGGUCCUUACGUCCCAGGCGUUGGCGCCGUGAGCCCCUCGACCGGCAAACCCAUCCGCUUCAACAACGUUCCCGAUCUCGAGGCAGCUCUGGACGCCCACGGAAAAGACACCGCAGCAUUCAUCGUCGAGCCUAUUCAAGGUGAAGCAGGUGUCGUUGUACCGGAUGACGAUUACCUUACCAAGGUCCAGGAAUUGUGCAAGAAACACAACGUCUUGCUUAUCUGCGAUGAGAUCCAAACUGGUAUCGGACGAACCGGACGCAUGCUUUGCUCGGAAUGGGCGGGUAUCAAACCAGAUCUAGUCACCCUUGGAAAAGCCAUUUCGGGGGGCAUGUAUCCUGUUUCUUGUGUUUUGGGAUCGAAGGAGGUUAUGCUCACUAUUGAGCCUGGAACGCACGGUUCGACAUACGGUGGAAAUCCGCUGGGAUGCGCUGUUUCUAUCCGUGCGUUGGAGAUCAUGGAAGAAGAGGACUUGACCGCGAAGGCCCAGGCGCUGGGCAAUUUGUUCAGACAGGGACUAGCGGAUUUGAAGAGCCCGAUGAUUAAGUUGGUGAGGGGAAAAGGCUUGUUGAACGCUGUUGUUAUUGAUGAGUCGAAGACUGGGGGUCACUCGGCCUGGGACUUGUGUAUGUUGUUGAAGAGCAAGGGACUGCUGGCUAAACCAACACAUGAGAAUAUCAUCCGUCUCGCACCACCCCUUGUCAUCACAGAAGAGCAAAUUAAAGACGCACUACGCAUCAUCGGCGAAGCUAUCAUCGAACUCCCGAAUCUGAAGGGCGCGAAAGAGCAUGAGGUUAUCCCCGAUAGCGAAAAGGGCGUUCAUAUCCAUGCCCUACGCGUCCACGGCGGGAUUCCUCAGCUUAUAUUUCACGUAUCUGCUUCGGCUACCUUGUUGCUUCUUUUGUUCAAUUAUCAACCCAACCACACUGUUUGUUACUGUGCUGAGGUACUGCAUAUAGGCGUGAAGCUUAUUCGCAAACACGCACUUUAUUCACUCGCAUCCUCAAUCAUCGAACUUCAGCCGCACAAAAUUGUCAUGGCAGAAGAUCAUGUUGGGAGUAAGGCUUCAGUUGCCGCAAUUAUGAAUGCCAUCACCCAUCGUUCCUUCCGACACUGGACCCGCGCAGUCUCCGUGGCAUUCAUUCUCCUCGCCGGCUACCUCUCUCUUCGAUUUUUCUCUGGCUAUCACGAAUCUCCGUAUCUCACCUCCCCGAUAGAUAGUGACGCCUCCGCCUCGGCGCCCGAACCUCCGCCAACCCUAAGUGUCAACCUGGUCCUAGCCUCCACGCAGAAGGACAACGUCGAUUGGGCACACAAUGUCAGCAUCCCGAAUGCAAAUCUGAACAUUAUACGCUAUGUUGCGGAUGAUCCAAAUGCGCAGUAUCACCCGCCGCAGAACAAGGGCAAUGAAGCGAUGAUCAUCCUCACCUACCUCCACGAAUUCUACGACGACCUGCCAGACAUAUCCAUCUUCACGCACUCGACUGAUGGCGCCUGGCACAACGAAGAGCUCUUCGACUUGCGCAUUGCGCCCGCGCUCAACGUUCUCGAUCUCGACGAGGUCGUUCGCCGACAAUACGUGAAUCUGAAGGUCAGCGGCUAUAAUGGCUGCCCGGCAUGGAUCAAUACUAGUAUUACCAGUAUUUCGUCGCCUGGUUACAGUGGGUUGAAGGAGGAGGAGCCCUAUAUGAAGGAAAUCUUCCAGGAUAAUUUCCCCGGAGAUGAGGUCCCGGAGAUCUUUGGGAGUGCGUGUUGUUCGCAAUUUGCGGUUACCAAGGAAGCCAUACAAGCCAAGCCGCGAGAACAAUACUUGCGACAUCGAGAUUGGUUGUUGAACCAGCAGUACCCGAAUAAUAUCUCUGGGCGAUUGUGGGAGCAUUUGUGGGCAUAUAUCUUCCUCGGGAGAGCAGUGGAGUGUCCGGUGGAAUAUAAGAAUAUGUGUCGCCAGUACCAUAUCUGCUUCGAGAACCAGGAGAGUUACGAGCGUUGGGUCAAGAUGGAGAAAGAGCGGCUUAACUACGAAGAGAAGAAAAACAAUCCAGAGUUGCCGAAUCCGGAUGAAGCUUCGGUGAAAGCGAUGGAGAAUUUGAAGUUCGUUAUUACGAAUAUGAAGGAGGGGGCUGUGACGAGGGGUAAAUCGGCAUCGCUGAGGGAAAAGAUUGCUGGUGAUCUGCCCAAAUGA